AUGACGGACGAGGCGCUGGACGAAGAAUUCGAGGGCGACAGAGCAGAGCUCCUCGCUAUGCGUGCCGACUUUGACGAUGCAUGCAACAAGAUGGUGGAGUUGGGCGGUGGCAAGUUGCAUUUCCUCGGGGAAAAGCCAGCGCCGGGCGACAAUGUCUACCUCAUAGACCUCCCCGACUCAAGUGUUAUCAUCCGCCUUUCCGACGGCGGACUUGAGAGAGGACAUCAAUUCCUCCUCGACUUCGUCGACCGCGACUCACGGAAACCCGACCAUAUGCCACAAAGCUACGCUAUCUGGCGACUCUACAAUGGCCCCUGCUCACCGGCGAUGCACCAACUCAUGUCGUGGGAAGCUGCUAUGGGCAUGCCCGAAGACCAGAUCGCGCCCGGCGAGCAAAGGUUCAGCGUGAUCGAGGGCGUCACUUACAGAGUUGAGUAUCUCGGUGCUACGCCUGUGGAGUUCACGGUCCCGGAGCGGCCGAGGGCCGGCCCUGCUGUACAUAUUGUCCCUCUGGCCACGACAGCCAAGUAG
Messenger RNA from Fomitopsis serialis, 531 nucleotides. RefSeq lists its product as uncharacterized. The transcript is spliced from 2 exons. The record is from RefSeq and is a predicted model, not a curated record. The coding region runs from base 1 to 531 and encodes 176 amino acids. NCBI's taxonomy places the organism in Eukaryota, Fungi, Basidiomycota, Agaricomycetes, Polyporales, Fomitopsidaceae.